CAUCAACCAUCUUUCUUUUUGGCGUGGCGUCGGUUAGGUGUGGACGUACUAUUCUCGAAGAAUUUUUUUUAAAUAUUAUAUUGUUUGUUUUGAGCUAAGAAGUUUAUAUUUUAAACAAAUUUUUUAUUAGUGGUUAGAAUAUUUUUUUUAUUUCGGUCAACAUGAGACCGCAAAACGGAGACGAUGGCUUUGAUGAGCCCGAGGUACAUAGAAAAAUUUUCAUUGGAGGAUUGAACUAUAGGACCUCUGAUGAAUCCUUAAAAGCACAUUUUGAAAAAUGGGGUGAAAUUGUCGAUGUUGUUGUUAUGAAGGACCCUAAAACGAAAAGAUCCAGAGGUUUCGGAUUUAUCACGUAUUCGAAAGCGCACAUGGUCGAUGAUGCGCAACUUAAUAGGCCACAUCGUAUAGAUGGCCGUAUGGUAGAAACUAAAAGAGCAGUAGCCAGACAAGAUAUCAAAAACCCGGAAGCUGGAGCUACGGUUAAAAAAUUAUUUAUUGGUGGCAUUAAAGACGAUCAUGAUGAAGAACAACUUAGAGAAUACUUUUCAAACUAUGGAAAUGUACAAAAUGUCAGUAUAGUUACUGAUAAAGGAACCGGGAAAAAACGUGGCUUUGGCUUUGUUGAAUUUGAUGAUUAUGAUCCAGUUGACAAAAUUUGUUUGAAUGCUCCCCACAAAAUUAAUGGUAAACAGUUAGAUGUUAAAAAAGCACUCCCCAAAGAUGGUUCUGACCAAAGAGGAGGGCGAGGUGGUGGUGGAGGAGGAAGAAAUGACAACUGGGGCAAUGGUGAAAUACCUGUCAUAGGAGGUUACGGAAACAACCAAGGAGGUUGGAACAACUCCAACCCAUGGGACAACAACCAAGGAGGAUGGGGUGGUAACCAGGGAGGUGGUGGUUACGGUGGGGGUGGUGGCAAUCAAAGAGGAGGGUGGGGGAAUCAAGACUUUGGUAAUUACAAUCAACAGGGAUACAGUGGUGGUCCAACGCGUAACCAGCAAUAUAGCAACAAUAGGUCCGCCCCUUAUAACGUGAACCAAGGUGGUGGCGGCAGUGGCGGCGGCUACGGUGGCGGCAACUAUGGCGGCGGUGGCGGCGGCAACCAAGGAAGAGGUGGAAGAUUCUAAGCUACGUUUCGUGCUAAGUACACUAGUAGUGCAGAGUAUAUCGUGCUAGUGUAGGCAGUACGCUCCGGAGCACUAGUUACUCUACUCUGGUCAACAUGCCAGACCACCUAGCAGAAGCCGUCAGGAAACCAGUAGAAUUAGUUGGACCUCAAUUUAUCUCUUAGAAAAUAUUAAUAGAUUACUUUAAAAUAUGUACUGAUAUGUAAGCUGGAUGAUAUUUAUUGUAGUACCUAGGUACUUACGGUGACAUACUUUUAAGGAUUUAUAUAGUUUGUGAAACCAGAUAUAGUUACUUUUUUACGGAAGUACAAUUUAGGUUAUCUUGUAAGAUUAUUUGAAGUAGAAGCUAGGAAAUUCUGAAAUAAGAUGAUGACAUUAGACUUGAAUUAAUCAUGACUACUUUUAUUUACUGACCUUAAAUCAGUAUUAAGUUCUCAAAUAGCUGUAAAUGAAAUAUAGGUUUAAAGUGGAUUACUAGGCUAAUAUAUGUAAUAAAUUUAUAAUUUAGUAACCAGUAGGGUUAUUUAUUUAGAAUUUGACUGUUAAAAUAAUCCCUUGAUUUGUGAAAUAUAUUGCACAUACUCUAUUUGUACUGAAAAUAUCUAAUUAUUAAAACUGUUCCAGGGAUUCUAUUAAAUAUCAGUGAAUUAGUUUAUCACUACUUUAUUUUCUAACCUGUUUAUUAUUUUUGGAGUAUUUUUUGAACGUCUAUUCAGAGAAUACUAAUGCCCUUAUGUUAUUUUAGUUCUUUGUAGUUUCAACUUCUUCGUCUUCUGUACAAUAUACAAAUAGAUCGAAAAUAAUAUGCGCUAGUCUUAACUCUAAAUUAAAAUGAUUGAAAAUAAGGGGCAUUAUAUUUUUUCUCACUUCUGGAGCAUAUGAUACUAGACUUGAUAAAUAUAUUCGUUUUUAUAUUUAAAAAAAAGUUUAAAUUAUUCUUUCAUUUGAACGACACUGAAGGUUCAAGUCGCUACUGAGAUAUAUAGGUACUCUGCUACGUGCGGUUUGGCUAGAGAUCGGCUUCUAGAAACCAACACUGGUAGGUAAGGUAUAGAUUAUAAAUUAGGUUUUAUCGAACCAUAAAAUUUAGUUGAAGAUAACGAUUUCUAAAAUGAAUUUUUGCGUCUCGAGGAUGGAUUUUAGGUUAAUAGGAGAGAUAUAGUUAACUUACACCUCAUUUAAUAGCGAAAAGGUAUUUUCCCGUUUUAAUUCGCUGUUACAUUUUUAGGGUUAAGGUAUAAGGUUUCUUAGAUGACAUAUUUUACGCUACUUAGAUUUUCAAUAAAUAUCGGACUGUUCAACGACACUAUUGUUCUAGAUGUUUAUAGAAAAAUAAAAAACAGUGCUUUAUUUCUGAUGACAAAUUUCUUUUUUUAACAUCGUUAAAUAGCUGUGAGAUAGAUAAUAUAUCCAAUUGUUUAAGGUCCAGUUACGGAUUGUUCUAGAAAUCUUUAGGACACCUUUAAAUUUGUUGACGUGCCCUAAUAUCAUCGAAAAAAGGGACUUUUUAAAAAUAGUUAUCAAUUUAUCGAAUAUCCAAGAAUCACUAUUUCAGGAACAAAAAUAUUUGAUAAGUCAUUUUCCGCAGAUAAACACAUGAUCGAAAGGUUCUGGUGUCAUUUAAUUUUAUUCAUUUCAUUUCUCUGUAGCACAUACUAUUUGCCCGUUUUGGGGUUACACUGACCUAAAAAUAACAUAUUUAACUAACAAAUUUAAUCUGCUUGCCAUAUUUAAUACAUCAUGCCUUUUAUUUUCAUGACAAGUCCAGUCGGGGGAUUUUACAUCAUACUUUUCGUUAUCUAAAGGUAAGUCCUGUAUUUUUUCUUAUUUCCUAACAUAUUCUAUAUCUAAUUUUAUAAAAAAAAUAAAGAAUAUUCAUUAUUA
Danaus plexippus (monarch butterfly) is the source of this 3008-nucleotide messenger RNA. Its product is annotated as heterogeneous nuclear ribonucleoprotein 87F-like. The record is from RefSeq and is a predicted model, not a curated record. The transcript has 6 exons. Gene Ontology annotation, molecular function: RNA binding. The coding region runs from base 162 to 1124 and encodes 320 amino acids. NCBI's taxonomy places the organism in Eukaryota, Metazoa, Arthropoda, Insecta, Lepidoptera, Nymphalidae.